Trematosphaeria pertusa is the source of this 3131-nucleotide messenger RNA. RefSeq lists its product as uncharacterized. The record is from RefSeq and is a predicted model, not a curated record. Gene Ontology annotation, molecular function: ATP binding; ribonucleoside-diphosphate reductase activity, thioredoxin disulfide as acceptor. The transcript is spliced from 4 exons. The coding region runs from base 117 to 2840 and encodes 907 amino acids. Gene Ontology annotation, biological process: deoxyribonucleotide biosynthetic process; DNA replication. Gene Ontology annotation, cellular component: ribonucleoside-diphosphate reductase complex. Lineage: Eukaryota; Fungi; Ascomycota; Dothideomycetes; Pleosporales; Trematosphaeriaceae.
CUCGACGCGUCGCCCAUUUAAGAGCCGCCUCCAACCCCUCCACGUCCUGUCCACUUCAACCACACCACUUCACGCCCGAGAUACCCAUAUCCCCUUAGUUUCUUUCCUCGGUCAAUAUGUUUGUCUUCAAGCGCGAUGGACGCAAAGAACGCGUCCAGUUCGACAAGAUCACUGCCCGGGUGUCCAGGCUAUGUUAUGGCCUGGACCCGGAACACGUCGACCCUGCCGCCAUCACAAUGAAAGUCAUCUCUGGCGUGUACCAGGGCGUGACGACCGUCGAGCUAGACAACCUGGCGGCCGAGACAGCAGCAUACAUGACCGUCACACAUCCCGACUACGCCAUCCUCGCCGCGCGUAUCGCCGUGUCGAAUCUCCACAAGCAAACAAAGAAGCAGUUCUCUGCUGUGAUAAGAGACCUGUUCGACUACGUGAAUCCGAAGAACGGGACGCACGCGCCCAUGAUCUCCAAGUCGGUCUACGACAUUGUCCAAACCCACGCCGAGGAGCUCAACUCGGCUAUCGUCUACGACCGCGACUUCAACUACCAGUUCUUCGGCUUCAAGACCCUCGAGCGCUCGUACCUUCUCCGCAUCAACGGCAAGGUUGCUGAGCGCCCGCAGCACAUGCUGAUGCGUGUGGCGGUGGGCAUCCACGGCGAGAACAUUGAGAAGGUCAUCCAGACAUACGACAUGAUGUCGCAGAAGUUCUUCACACAUGCCUCGCCGACGCUCUUCAACGCGGGUACUCCCCAACCCCAGAUGUCGUCCUGCUUCCUCGUCGACAUGAAGGAGGAUAGCAUUGAGGGAAUUUACGACACGCUGAAGACGUGUGCCAUGAUUUCCAAGACCGCUGGCGGGAUUGGUCUGAAUGUGCACCGCAUUCGCGCCACCGGCUCAUAUAUUGGCGGAACCAACGGGACGUCGAACGGUCUCAUUCCCAUGCUUCGCGUCUACAACAAUACUGCUAGGUAUGUGGAUCAAGGUGGCAAUAAGCGUCCUGGUGCGUUUGCCAUCUACCUCGAGCCAUGGCACGCCGAUGUCUUUAGCUUCCUUGAUCUCCGCAAGAACCACGGCAAGGAGGAGAUCCGCGCGCGCGACCUGUUCUAUGCCUUGUGGAUCCCGGAUCUCUUCAUGAAGCGCGUCCAAGAGAACGGAGAUUGGACUCUCUUCUGCCCUAACGAGGCCCCUGGGCUUGCCGACGUCUACGCCGAUGAGUUCGAGGAAUUGUACCACCAGUAUGAGAAAGAGGGCCGCGGCCGCGAGACGGUGCGCGCUCAAAAGCUUUGGUACGCCAUUAUCGAGGCUCAGACGGAGACUGGCAACCCAUACAUGCUCUACAAGGACGCCUGCAACCGCAAGAGCAAUCAGAAGAAUCUCGGAACCAUCCGAAGCUCUAACCUUUGCACCGAGAUCAUUGAGUACACGGCACCUGACGAGGUUGCUGUGUGCAACCUUGCGUCCCUUGCACUCCCCAUGUUCGUCGACCAAAAGCAUAGCGAGUAUGACUUCCAGAAGCUCCACGAGGUCACUCAGGUUGUCACUCGCAACCUCAACAAGAUCAUUGAUGCCAAUCACUACCCAGUCGAAGAGGCCCGCAACAGCAACUUCCGUCACAGGCCUGUCGGUCUUGGUGUGCAAGGUCUUGCUGAUACGUUCCUGGCUUUGCGCAUGCCUUUCGACUCUCCUGAGGCUAAGAAACUUAACAUUCAGAUCUUUGAGACCAUCUAUCACGCUGCGCUCACCGCGUCGUGUGAGCUUGCCAAAGAGGAGGGUCCCUACUCCACUUACGAGGGCUCGCCCGUGUCCCAAGGUAUCCUCCAGUACGACAUGUGGAAUGUCACUCCAACGGAUCUCUGGAACUGGACAGAGCUGAAGGACAAGAUCGCCCAACACGGUGUCCGCAACUCGCUCCUCGUUGCGCCCAUGCCCACCGCUUCCACUUCCCAGAUCCUCGGGAACAACGAGUGCUUCGAACCGUAUACAUCGAACAUCUACUCCCGCCGUGUCUUGGCCGGUGAAUUCCAGGUGGUAAACCCCUGGCUCCUCCGAGACCUGGUGGAGAUGGGUCUGUGGUCGGACAACAUGAAGAACCGUAUCAUCGCCGAUGGCGGCUCCAUCCAGCGCAUCCCCAAUAUCCCAGAUGAUAUUAAGGCUCUGUACAAGACCGUUUGGGAGAUCUCGCAGCGCACCAUCGUGCAGAUGGCUGCGGACCGCGGUGCCUUCAUUGACCAGUCCCAGUCCCUCAACAUCCACAUGAAGGAGCCUACGAUGGGCAAGAUCACCUCCAUGCAUUUUGCUGGGUGGAAGCUUGGUCUCAAGACUGGCAUGUACUACCUCCGCACGAUGGCCGCCUCUGCUCCCAUCCAAUUCACCGUCGAUCAGGAGGCAUUGAAGGUGGCUGAUACCAAUGUUGCUCGCGCUCUGCCUAACAAGCGGAAGAGUCACGCUGCCUCACCAUCUCCGUCUUCCGUGCCGCGACCCAUGUACAUGGCCAAGACCCCGAAUGGCACCGCGAAUGGCAUCUCGUCCCUUAACAACCUCCUUACGCCUUCCGCUACACCGCUAACUAGCUCUGAGAACAAGCAGCUGAACGGCGCCGCGAAGGAGAAUGCUCUGGACCCCAAACCCAUCAAGGCGGACGUGGAUGACGGCAGCCCCAAGCUGCUUACCACAGAUCCGGAUAACAAGCUCGUAGAGGAAGAGGCCCUCCCUGAGGCUCGUUCCAAGCAGGAGGAGGAUAAGGGGGAUGAGAGCGCUGCUCGCGAGGGUGACAUCUACUCCGACGCCGUGCUCGCCUGCUCGAUAGAGAACAAGGAGGCUUGCGUGAUGUGCAGUGGUUAGGCAAGCAGAAUGUUGGAUUAUGAUGCGAUGUGUACAGGUAAACGCUAGAUGGUUGAGGGCAUGCAAGUGCCUUGUAUUUCUCUGUUUUGUAUAUGGGAGUGGCGUUCAAUGGUAGGAUUCAUCGCUUGCUUAAUACGUGCGAGGGAUGAUCGUUCAUGAAGCUGGGCUUGGUUGUUUGCAUUUUCAUAUACCAAACUUAAUACAUGUACCGCAUCCCAAUUCUACAACCAUUGCUCCUAUGUACAAGCGCUUGUUAUGGGCACGACAGCAAUUCCGAGAGGAGGAUCUCAG